CUGACCCUCCUUCACACUCACUCGCGACCUAGCAACAGCCUGUGACACAACAGUCUGUGUCCGCAGGAACCGCCCUUGCUCUGGCCACCAGGACGGCUCCCAGUAAACCAGGUACCAGUGUGUGCAAUGUUAGAGCCAAGAGGCACCCACCUCUCCCUCUUCCCUCCAGGUGGUGACCCUUCUUUGGAUGCCAUGGCAGAGGCAGAAGCCUGGAAGCUGCUCCCGCCACUGCCCCCUCGGCUGGACUGGUUUGUGCACACCCAGGCGAACCAGCUGGCCCAAGGCGGGAUCCCAGAGUGGUUCCACGGCACCAUCACACGACAAGCUGCUGAGAACCUGCUGGAGUCUCAACCACCAGGGACCUUUCUUAUCCGAGUCAGUCACAGCCACGUGGGCUACACCCUUUCCUACAAAACUCUUGAGGUGGGCCUUGGAAGUCCUGUGUGGUAACUGGCGAAACCGGGGCACAGUGUCUGCAUCCCAACCCCAGCAGUGUCUCCACAGAGCUCAGACCUGCUGCCGUCACUUCAUGGUAAAGCUCUCAGACAACGGGACUUUCAUCCUUGCUGGGGACCAUACAACCCAUGCCUCUCUGGACGCCCUGGUCUCAUUCCACCAGCAGAAACCUAUUCGGCCAUAUGGGGAGCUGCUGACCCAAGCCUGUGGCCAGGAGGAUCCAGCAAACGUCGACUACGAAAAUCUCUUCCUGUACUCGAGUGCCCUAGCUCAGGGCGCUGAAAGCCUAGCUGGUGGCCUCACGGAAGGCCAGAGGCCUGCUUCCUGCCCACCAGAGGAGGCUCCGGAAAGGAAACCUUCCACUGCAACGGAUGGAAGGCUCGCAUCAGCCCCCAGCUCCCCAAAAGCACUUUUUGGGGAGGCGAAACAGAAACUGUGGAAGAACCUGAGGACACUGCCAGAGACCAGCCGGAGGGUGAAACAGCGGAUCACUUCGCACCUGUCCACCACAAACCUGCUGGAGGACGCCAGGCCUGUGGCACAGCAUCAUAGAGCUAUGACUCGAGCAUCCAGCUGGGACAGUGCCCACCAUUCCACAGGUGCCGGUGCCGGUGCAGCCACCUCCACAGCCUCCAGACCUGCCAGCUGGAGGGAGGCGGUCUCAGGGGUCAAGGCCUGGCGGGAAAAGCUGGUGAGGGCCCUGUCAGUUCAGGCAACCAAAUCAGAGCCUGUAGACUUGCCAGAAGCCCAGGACUGGCUACCUGAGGAAUACCUCCCACCACCGCCUUUCGCCCCUGGGUACUGACACAUCCCCUCUGUCUUGGUAGUCCCCACCGCUGUCCUCCCAACCAGGGAACUGUGCUAAAGAAAGAGGUUAUGGGGCUGAAUUCUGCAGUUGCCGGCCGAAGGACCUGAUUGUCCUAAUAAUAAUAGAAUCACCGCUUUAGGGACUCCAGUGAGAUGGCCCAGCAGUAAGGGGGUAAAGGCACUUGCAGGCAAACCUGACUUCCUGAGAUCGAUCUCCAGUACUCACGUGAUGGAAGGUGAGACCCAACUCUGAAAGUUGUCCUCCGACCUCCAUAGACAUGUGUUGACACACACACAUGUUUUGACACAUAUAUGUAGUAAGCAUACAGUGACUUUAUGGGCAAAACACAUGCCAGGCCUGUAUCCCAACCUCUCUGAUCGUGGGUUAGCCCUCUGUAUCCGUGGGCUCCACAUUCCACACUCAGCCACGUUAGCCUACUUAGGAUCUGAGCAGGUGAGAUGACUCAGGUAAGGCUGCUAAGCCUGAGGAUCUGAGCUUGAGCUGUGGGACCCGCGGUGGAAGGAGAGAUCAGACCCGCAGUGGAAGGAGACAUCAGACUCCCGCAAGCUGCCCUCCGUCCUCCACACACGCUGUGGCACACGUGUGUCUCUUCCACCCUAAUAAUAUUAUAAAAAAAAUUAAAGCCACCUUGGACAGCCUCUGAGGAGCAACAGCCCACUUGCAUGAG
This is a messenger RNA of Alexandromys fortis (reed vole), 1952 nucleotides long. It is a transcript of the gene Hsh2d, whose product is annotated as hematopoietic SH2 domain containing. Gene Ontology annotation, cellular component: cytoplasm. The record is from RefSeq and is a predicted model, not a curated record. NCBI's taxonomy places the organism in Eukaryota, Metazoa, Chordata, Mammalia, Rodentia, Cricetidae. The transcript has 5 exons. Bases 188 to 1261 code for a protein of 357 amino acids.